AGGACACUCUUGCCAUCUGUCAUUCCAAGAAAUUCCUGAAAUGGACCCAGAUAAACAAGAUGCUCCUAAUAGUAUUGAGACUUCCAUUUACAGAACAGCCUUCAAAUUACGAUCAGUUCAAAGCAUGUGUCACUUGGACUUGAUUGACAGUUCUCUGAUUCAACACGUCCUACUAUGUCCAAGUCUCUGGGAAGCAAGAGACAGGCCUCUCCCCGUGCAGGAGCUUUUCCAGGCCCUCCAGGAGCUGUUUCAGAGAGUCAGCAUGGAAAACCCAGGACAAAUACACCCCAGAGCUCCUGAGCUCACUCUGAGCCUCCUCACAGCGAUGUAUGACAGCACAGGAACGGGGUUUCUCAAGCUUGUACCUGCCGCCGCUGCCCUGAUUGCCCUGUCAGGGGAUAGUCCGCUUACAAAAUACAGAGCUCUCUUUCAGCUCUAUGCAGAAAAUAACAGGGGAGGCUAUGACUCUGGGGCACGCAUGACUCGAAGGGUUCUGAGAAACCUACUAACAGAUCUACAGCAGAUCCCAACUGUCGUGGGAGAGAGUCGUGCCCUGUGCUCUGUGGAAAGUGCUACACGCAGCUGCUUCCAAGGGGUGUUGAGCCCAGCAAUCAAGGAAGAGAAAUUCCUAUCUUGGUUACAGUCUGAGCCUACCAUCCUCCUCUGGCUCCCAACCUGCUACCGAUUGUCAGCCACCGAAAUGGUUACUCACCCCGUCCGGUGUAGAAUCUGCAGGAAUUUCCCAAUCACAGGACUGAGAUACCGCUGUCUGAAGUGCCUCAACUUUGACAUCUGCCAGGUGUGUUUCUUAUCUGGUCUUCACAGCAAAUCCCACCAGAAGUCUCAUCCCCUGACUGAGCACUGCGUCCAGAUGUCAGCAAAGGAGAACACAAAACUCCUCCUCAGGACCGUCAGAAACAACCUGCUCCAAGGGCGGAGGAGGAACGAAGCUGCGAGAAGCCAGUGGCUGCUGGACCAGGUGAAUCCAAAGGACAUGGCUGACCGUGCACAGGCCAGGCUCCUUAAAACACAACUACACCGAUGCAAGGACAAGUUGCAAGCCAUCUAUGCCUCCCAGGAAGAAAAAAGUUGCCGAUUAGAAACAAAGAUUCAUGAACUCACAGCUAACCAGGAUAGUCUCCGGGCCAGCCUGCAGCAAAUGGGACAGGAUCUACAGGCAAUGUUGCAGCCACGCCAUCCUUUAUCUUCCUCCUUUCAAAAUAUGGUUUCCAAGGGUGACCAUGGAAGAGGUGAAAGGGUUCAGAGGGAAGGAGAUUCUUCCCAGAACAAGAAUGUCCCUGAGGAUGGUUCGAAAUGGGAACCUCUUCCUAACCACACUGUGACUAACAGGAAUCACGGAAGUCGAGCAAACCCAGAACAUAGUCUACCAAAUUCAGAAGCACCAGGGGCCAUGUUACAGCCAACAUCAACUCAAAGCACCAGGACACAAAGCCAAGCACAAAAGACCUCGAAGGAAAUCCUUAGUUCCCCAUCCGGUUCCCAGGAAGGAUUGCUGCAGGACACCCCCAAAAUGACUCCUGUUGAAAUACACAGUCCUGCUCUGGCACUCGUGCAAAGGAAAGAGACACUUAACAACCAGGAGGAAAAGGAUGAGCUGGAGGAAGAGGAACUGCAGGAAUUAUUGUCAAAACUUAUGGAUGCCUUCACUCUAGAAAUGCCAUCAGACUCGCAAUCUUCAGAAAACACGGACCUGUAUCGUGGAGCAGAGCGAAUGUGCAGGGCCUUCUCUGCCCUUGUUGAUCAAAUCACCUUGCCCAGCUCAAAGUGA
This is a messenger RNA of Hipposideros armiger (great roundleaf bat), 1789 nucleotides long. RefSeq names its product dystrotelin (gene DYTN). The transcript is spliced from 12 exons. Gene Ontology annotation, cellular component: plasma membrane. NCBI's taxonomy places the organism in Eukaryota, Metazoa, Chordata, Mammalia, Chiroptera, Hipposideridae. Gene Ontology annotation, molecular function: zinc ion binding. The record is from RefSeq and is a predicted model, not a curated record. The coding region runs from base 41 to 1789 and encodes 582 amino acids. Gene Ontology annotation, biological process: synaptic signaling.